AUGGCGGAAGAAGAGAAUAGCGGAACCUCCACCCCGCGGUCCUUCACGGGCCAGACCGUCUCCGCGGAGGAGAUGCUUAAGUCGCAAACUGUUGGUCUCGUCCAUCUAUCCGACUUUCGCAAGCGGCGCGCAGAGGUGCUGGAACAAAAAGAGCGCGAGGCGCAUGACAAGUCGCUAGGGCGACUGGCAUCCGGUAACUCAAGAAGCGCAACUCCCUCUACAGGCGAAGUGACUGACGGAUCAACGCCUCCUCAGAGUGACGGCCCCCCAAAGAGAAAGAAGAAGAAGGCUCUCGCCAAAAGCAAACUUUCAUUCGGCGACGAUCAGGAUGAUACUGGGGAGGAAUCUGCCGCAACGCCACGCGAGUCAAGCAUCUCACGGUCCAGUUCGAAAACACCCGCUGAUGAUAGCGCGGCUCGUCGCAUGAAAGCAAACCCGAAUGCACCUCCCCCGCCGAAGGCUUUGACCAAGGCAGCUCUGGAAGCUGAAGCGCAGGCCCGCGACGUUCUCCGCAAAGAGUUCCUUGCCAUGCAGGAAGCCGUCAAGAACACUGAAAUUCUGAUUCCGUUUGUUUUCUAUGAUGGAACGAGUAUACCUGCGGGAUCGGUCAAAGUCAAGAAAGGUGAUCCCAUUUGGUUGUUUUUGGACCGGUGCCGAAAGGUCGGUGCAGAGUUGGGUGUGCGCGGUGCCAAUGGCGCAUCCAAGGCAAAGAAGGACAAUCGUCGAGAGUGGGCACGCGUUAGUGUUGACGACUUGAUGCUUGUCAAGGGCGAUAUCAUCGUUCCACAUCAUUAUGAAUUUUAUUAUUUCAUUGCCAAUCGGGUUCCUAGUCUUUCGCGCGCUGGUGGCUUGUUGUUUGAUUACUCCAACAAGCCUCCAGUUGCCAACCCAAUUGCCAACCCAACAGACGAUCCUCUGUCCCGCUCUAGUGAUGAUCAACUAGAAGGCGCCGACAAAGAUUUCUCAGAGACCAAGGUCGUAGAUCGACGUUGGUACGAGAAGAAUAAGCAUAUAUACCCAGCCAGUCUGUGGCACGACUUCUAUCAGGACUUCCGGGCAAAGACGCUCACGGAGAAGUACGCCAACCUAAACACACAGAUGGACAAAGUCAUCCACAAUGCCAACACGGAGAUAUUAUCUCUUCAGAACAAGCUUUCUGGUAUGCAAUCAGCCCAAGAAGAUCUCCAAAAGAAGAACCAGGAGCUGAAUGAUCUAUACCGAGACAAGAACAACAAGCUCUCUCAAAUGACAAACCUCUACAACCUCCUCAAAGCGCGAGCUAUGCGGUCCCGCAUGCAGACUGCUGCCUCGGAUACAGUAUCCCAAGCCCUAAACUCGCUUCCAUCAUUGAAUGCGCCUCCCUCGGUCUCCAUUGCCCGAUCUGCUAUGUCGCCAACACUUCCCGCGCAGGUAUCGCAACACCUUAAGACUCAAUCGUACCCUGUCGACACUGAAGGAGUGGAGCAGUUGCAUCGGCACCAGCGAAGUGGCACGGGCAGUUCCAAGAGGGCGAGAACAAAGACACCAAACGCCGCUCCCAUGUUACCUCCAGCGAAACCAAACUGGAAUGGGCGCUUUGCCCGAGAACCCGAUCAUAACCCGCAACACCGUACUCGUCUCCCACGUCUUUCCAGGACUCCGACGAUGUUGUCUGAGUUUCCGCCUAGCGAUGCCAUUAUGCAGCGCUUUGGGAACAAUUCGAUUGGCUAUUUGUUCAUUUUUAUCCUCUCGGCCACCUCCUUCCUGCUUGCCAACCCCAAGGAUAGCCAUGACUUCGUCAACGCCAAUGGCACCACGAAAAGCUUCUUCUCUCGUUUAUACGAGGCAAUUCGCAUGAUGAUGCUGACCCGUGCAAUUAAUACACCUCGCCAAGUCAAGAAUGUCCCAGGCCCCCCAGCCUAUUACGCCAAACGCGAUCCUAAGGUAAUUCCUCGAGGUCGCUUCUUGGUUCGCGAAACUUCAAUUGCCGUAUGGCAAUUCCUCGCAUUGAGUAUGUUUGAAACAUUAUCUGCCCAGGAAGCGUCGAAAAAGCCCGCGCCCGUAUCUUUCGAGGUACAGUGGUUUGUCCCAGUGGACCAAUGGGUCGAACGAAUUAUUUCGAAUCUCAUCGGAUGGUUCAUUGUAGCCCGGAUCCUCAUCGAUCUCAAUGCUCGCAUUUGUGCAAUUCUCUGUGUCGGUUUGGGGCUUGAUACUCCUGCAGAUUCUCCGCCCACUUUUGGGACUAUGGCAGAUGCUUAUUCUCUGCGGAAUUUCUGGGGCAAAUUCUGGCAUCAAUUGCUUCGACAGCCUUUCACGUCACUCAGCAAUUUCAUUGCGCGCGAUGUGCUCUGCCUGCCUAGGUCAUCUCUGGUGGAACGAUACACCAAUGUGUUUAUCGUUUUCUUUUUCUCGGGUCUGUUGCAUUUACUUGUCGAUAUUAUGGCAUGUGUUCCAGCCCAGGAGUCUGGGUCCAUGUUCUUCUUCCUCUCUUUUGUUUUGGGCUUCAUGAUCGAGGAUGGUGUCAAGGCGAUGUGGAAAAGUAUGUAUCCUCAAGCCAAGGAGUCCGCCGGCCCGCCUCCGCUUUGGCAAAGAGCCAUUGGAUUUGUCUGGGUAAUGGUUUGGAUUGGGGUUGUGUCUACUGCCUACUUUGUGCCGAUGCAGCGACCAGAAUCUCAGGCGGUGCUGGUACCUUUUAACGUCUCAGAGUGGAUUGGUCUUCCUGCACUGGUGGGAAUUGUAGGCGUUGGUGCUGCUGCUUUGAAAUUUGUUUUCGAGGUUGAGCUGUAA
Messenger RNA from Penicillium arizonense, 2766 nucleotides. RefSeq lists its product as uncharacterized. The record is from RefSeq and is a predicted model, not a curated record. Gene Ontology annotation, biological process: chromatin organization. The coding region runs from base 1 to 2766 and encodes 921 amino acids. Gene Ontology annotation, cellular component: nucleus. The transcript is spliced from 8 exons. Lineage: Eukaryota; Fungi; Ascomycota; Eurotiomycetes; Eurotiales; Aspergillaceae.